AAACCCAAGGUCAGGUGAUCACGCAAGGGUCCUUCCACUUUGUCACCAGGGCUGAAGCAUCUACGCCAAGACGCGCCGUGGGACAGCCGCGGUGGCUGCGAGCUGCGCUGUCCUGGAGGUCAGGAGCCCGGCGGACCCAGACGACCUCUUUGCUGCCGGCAGGCUCCCGGGACCGCGUCCGCGCCUGGGCACGGAUUCCGUCCCUGGUCCCCGCGCAGAGCAGAGCUGCUGCAGACCCGCGGAUAGGCGCCCGGACCCAGCGCAUCGACGGCACAGAGCUCUUCAGCCUGGCUGCCAUGGGCUCCGUGGGCUUGCUCAGCUCCUGCCUCUCCUGGAAGAGCAUCGUGGGCAUCUUUUUCCUGCCAUUUAUCUUACCAGGUUUUGCUCCUCGGUUUAAGCAAAAAGAGAAGUUGAUUUCUGGAAGUCUGUCUAUGCCCCAGUCCAGGAUUCAUUGGUCUCAUCUGACUCCUGACAACCUAAGGAACCGAUCUCAGGGGCUUCAAACUGAAAGCCCAACCAAUGGCAGACCAUACUUCACACUGAAUGGCCAUAAGUUCCUGAUCUUCGGGGGCUCCAUCCACUACUUCCGGGUGCCCAGGGAGUAUUGGAGGGACCGCUUGCUGAAGAUGAAGGCCUGUGGCUUCAACACCCUCACCACCUAUGUCCCGUGGAACCUCCAUGAGCCAGAAAGAGGCAAAUUUGACUUCUCCGGGAACCUGGACCUGGAGGCCUUCAUCCUGCUUGCUGCGGAGCUGGGGCUGUGGGUGAUCCUGCGUCCAGGCCCCUACGUCUGCAGCGAGAUCGACCUCGGGGGCUUGCCCAGCUGGCUGCUCCAAGACCCCCCGGUGCAACUGAGAACAACCCACGAGGGCUUCGUGAAGGCGGUGGACAAGUACUUCAACCAGCUGAUUCCCAGGGUGCUUCCUCUCCAGUACAGCCUGGGAGGCCCCAUCAUCGCCCUGCAAGUGGAGAACGAAUAUGGCUCCUACGGUCUCGACAAACUCUACAUGCCUUAUCUCUGUCAGGCGCUGCUGAAAAGAGGGAUUAGGGAGCUGCUCUUGACCUCGGAUCAUCAUGAACACGUGCUGGAGGGCUACGUCAAAGGAGUGCUGGCCACUGUCAAUUUGAAAGCCUUCCAAGAGGACGCUUUUAAACAGCUUUUCGAAGUGCAGAAUAAACCCAUACUGGUUAUGGAAUUCUGGGUUGGCUGGUACGACAGUUGGGGAGGGAUCCACCAUGUUGGAUUUACAAAGGAAAUCGAAACUACUGUGGCUGAAUUCAUCAAAAACGAGAUUUCCUUCAAUAUAUAUAUGUUCCAUGGUGGAACCAACUUUGGCUUCAUGAAUGGAGCUUCCAUUUUUCACAAACACUUGUUUGUCGUCACUAGCUACGACUAUGACGGGUUGCUGACAGAGGCUGGAGACUACACAGAAAAAUAUUUCAGUCUUCGAAAACUGAUUGGCUCUAUCUCAGCAGGUCCCCUGCCCAGCUUGCCCAACCUUAUUCCGAAGACCAUGUAUCCCUCCGUGAGACCAUCACUCUACCUGCGACUGUGGGACACCCUACAGUACUUAGACAAACCCGUGCAAUCAAAUACACCCCUUACCAUGGAGAAUCUUCCUAUAAACAACGGAAGUGGACAGGCCUUUGGAUUCGUUCUUUAUGAGACUCCCAUCUGCUCCAAAGGCAGCCUCCAUGCUCACGCUUACGACAUGGCACAGGUGUUUUUGAAUGAGACGAUGAUCGGAAUUCUGAAUGAGGAUUUCCAGAACGUGUACAUUUCUAAAGUCGAGAACUGUCAACUUCUGAGGAUCCUGGUGGAGAAUCAAGGACGCGUCAACUUCUCGUGGAAAAUGCAAGAUGAGAGGAAAGGGUUUCUUGGGCCUAUUUUCUUCAAUAAUGUUUCCCUAGAGGGCUUCACUAUCUAUUCCCUGGAGAUGAAAAUGAGCUUCUUCAACAGACUCCGCUCUGCCCCCUGGAGGCCUGCCCCAGAGAGCUACUGGGGCCCUGCCUUCUACCAGGGUACCCUGAAGGCUGGCGCUUUUCCCAAGGACACCUUCCUGAGCCUCGAGAACUGGACUUACGGAUUCGUGUUCAUCAAUGGGCGUAACCUCGGGCGAUACUGGAACAUUGGGCCCCAGAAAACACUCUACCUGCCUGCUACCUGGCUGAAGCCAGGAGACAAUGAGAUCAUUCUGUUUGAGAGGAAGAGGAAGGGUACAGACAUCCAAUCUAGAGAUACACCCCUGCUAUUUUAACAUGUCGUUUGGAUUAUUGGAAGUCAUCUGUAAAUCAUUUUUAAGGAAGAAGAUAAAUGUUAGGACUAUCAGAGUAUUGCCUGCAAUACCAAAAUGUAGAAAUAAUCUAAGAUAAAUCAACAGAGAAAUUAAGUAGCUUGUAUUGUAUCAACUCAAUUCCUAUAUUUCAGCUUCAAAAUAACUUCAAAAUCUUUUAUAAGUGAAUUAUCUAGUCAAACAAUCCUUAGCACAUUCUUAUUCUUUAAUCAAAUAUGCCUUUAGACAGAUGUAAAUAAAAUGAAGCAAAUUUUA
This is a messenger RNA of Tupaia belangeri chinensis (Chinese tree shrew), 2549 nucleotides long. RefSeq names its product beta-galactosidase-1-like protein 3. The coding region runs from base 297 to 2258 and encodes 653 amino acids. The record is from RefSeq and is a predicted model, not a curated record. Gene Ontology annotation, biological process: carbohydrate metabolic process. Gene Ontology annotation, molecular function: beta-galactosidase activity. The transcript is spliced from 20 exons. Lineage: Eukaryota; Metazoa; Chordata; Mammalia; Scandentia; Tupaiidae.